Molecule: messenger RNA, 1856 nt
Organism: Drosophila bipectinata
Lineage: Eukaryota; Metazoa; Arthropoda; Insecta; Diptera; Drosophilidae
Product: coiled-coil domain-containing protein 149
Source: RefSeq, a predicted model, not a curated record
UAGUGCGCAGGUUUCUUUGAAAAAUUGAUUCAUUCAAUUUGUUUGGCCAGCAUGAAAUCCUUAAAACCGCACGAAUUGUAGAAAAGUUUCAAAUAAUCCAUAUAUUUUGUAUAUACUGUCAAUGUCAACGACUGAAGCUUUGAAAUCGGAAAUCGAAUGGAGACAUUUACGAUGGAUUUGGAGGACGUGGCCAGUAGCCACGGGUUUGGACAGCAUAUGGCCUCGUACAACGUAGAAACUUCGGCCGUGCAUCGCAAGCUCCAGAGUAAGGUCGAGGCUCUGAGAAUCCUGCGCCAGGAACUCGAGCAGUUCCGUGUGGAACGGGAUCAGUACAAGCUCGUGGCCGAGACCCUGCAGCUGCGCUACUCUGCUCUUAAGAGUAACAGUGAGCUUAUGGCCGUGGGCGGGUGCGGAGCCCUCAGCGAGAACUCCAGUCUGGCCGCCCUUCUCCACGAAACCCGAGAGCAGAACCUGAAGCUCAGCACCGAGGUUGAGGCUCUCAGGCAACGACUCAAUGAACUCCAAGGGGACAUGGAACUGCUGCGCGAAACGGAAGCUACCAACAAGACGCGGGUGCAAGCCAUGGCCACCGAGAACGCCGCUCGCAACAAGGAGGAGGUUCAGUGGCGCCGCGAAAGAGCCAACUUUAUCUGCCACCUGGAGGGACUUAAGAAGCGAAACGCCCAGCUGGCCUUCGACUUGAAAGCUGUCAUCGAUGAGAAGGAGGAGCUGAUCACGGAAAGGGAUGCGUACAAGUGCAAGGCGCAUAGGCUGAACCAUGAACUAUUUGUGGCUCUCAGAGCUAAAAAAACACAUCCAAGACUCCUUGACAUCGAUAGCGUUUUGCUGGAGAACAAGUACCUGCACGAACGAGUGAAGAUCCAAGAAAGUGAACUGGAGCUAAGCAAGCAAAGCAUUACCAAGUACAAGACCAUGUUAGAUGCGAAACGCAAAAAGGGGAUUGUUAAGCUUGGCGGGGGCAGCACAAACGAAGAAACUAUACUGAGCCCCAGGCAAGUAAAAUCUAUCCUGGAGAGUGGUAUUGACUUGCCGCAGAAAACUGAAACCAUACAUGAUCUAAAAUCCCUUUGUCUGGCUCUACUAGACAAUCUCAAUGACAAGAACUUGGCUCUGUCGCACCAGAAGAAGACCAACAAAAUUCUGGCUGGCAAGAUGACAGAGCUGGAGCAGCGGUGGCAGCAGUUGCUUUCCGGAAACGAGGAUAAUGACGAUGUCGUUGAAGCGGAAGAGGAUGAGGAUUAUGGCUACGCUCCUUCUCAGCUGCUUCUCAAUGGCUAUUGCGCCGCCAUGGUUGAUGAUGAAGCCGAUGCCAUCAGCAGCCCUCCGUCCAUUGGUGCAGAGAAUGCAGUUGGCGGCACUUUGACUCCUGAAUCCGCCGACCCUGCGAAGCACAAGCUGCACUCCGACGAUGGUAUGUCAUCACUAUCAACGGAGUCCGUGGAUUCAUCUGUUUAUGGAGCCGAUGUGCGACCAAGCUUCUUUCAAAAGUCUUCGUCUGCAACUACGGAUUCGGGGAACGGAGGCUUUGGCAGUCGCUGCAAUGGAACUCCACGCAUCUCCAGCGCCGUGGCCCGAGAACGGAUGGAAGACUUGAAGGAUCUGCCACCACACCUAGCCAACCUGGUGCAAAAGGCCCUACACGAGCUUGACAUGCGAGACUACGAAGCCAUGGUGGCGAUAAGGGCGGAGAAUAUUGCCUCCCUACCUUUAGGACAAAACUAGUUCAAUUCAGGACUCUUAAUGGAACAGAUGGAACCAUAUCGCCGUGUUGAUAAAAUGAUAACCUGUAUAUUCCCACAACAGCGUACAAUAAAUAACUAUGUGUGAGAAAUUAA